CAAAAGCGGGACUUAGUGAAUAAACAUAUGUAAACGAUGUACUAUUCAACUAAAUUACCUACAAUUAAUUUCCGAAUACCAUGUUUCAUUAUUGGGUACAUUAAUUUGGUGGUGAGCAUCGUGGACGUUUUAGCUCAAUUAGUCGUGGUAUUCAUUAUCACCAGUGGAUUUCAAUGUCAAGUUAGUGAAAAGUCUUUUGACAAGAUUGCCUGGUCAUGGAUGGAACCAAUUCUACUAGCGGUGAAUGUUGGUACCCAUGGCUUUUACCCGUUCCCGCUGCCAUUGCGGAACAAUCAAAACUUGUUAGAGGGUUAUUUUCCGGUUGUGGAUGAACCUAAAUGUUUCCCCACUAUGAUGCAUAUAUAUAUUAUGGAUUUACUUAACUUUAUUAUUAAUAUAAUAUGGUUGAAGUUCGUUAAAUCCUUCAUCGUCGCUUUACAUAAGAAAAAACAAGAACCUAUACGGCUGUUCUUUAUAAUCUAUGUCCUUAAGAUGGUAUUUCAAAUAAUAUAUAUCAAGUCCCAACCUGAGUACCUAAUUAUUGAAAAUCUAGAAUUAUCAUGGCUAAUCAAGGCUAUGGAUAUUGGUAUCUCAAUUAUAUGCGCUAUUAUAAUUGGUACAUAUAUACGGCAAUUAAGAGAAGAGUAUAUAAAAGAAUUGCCCAUCACGUGCGACGAUGAACGCUUGAUGUUGAAGAAACAAGACGCUACAGAAUACAGUGAAAAGAACUUGGCGGGUAUUGUCGUUAGUAAAGUUAAUAAAUCAGGUCUAAGUACAGUAUUAAAAAUUUCGUAGUUAGUUGUACAGUAACGGUAAUGAUUACUAGUAACAAAAAGACCACGUCUGAAUUCAGUCCGA
Molecule: messenger RNA, 858 nt
Organism: Achroia grisella
Lineage: Eukaryota; Metazoa; Arthropoda; Insecta; Lepidoptera; Pyralidae
Exons: 6
Coding region: 37-795 (252 amino acids)
Source: RefSeq, a predicted model, not a curated record